Molecule: messenger RNA, 1752 nt
Organism: Naegleria fowleri
Lineage: Eukaryota; Heterolobosea; Eutetramitea; Acrasida; Naegleriidae
Exons: 2
Coding region: 1-1752 (583 amino acids)
Biological process (GO): negative regulation of fatty acid biosynthetic process
Cellular component (GO): cytoplasm; Cul4-RING E3 ubiquitin ligase complex
Molecular function (GO): protein binding
Source: RefSeq, a predicted model, not a curated record
AUGUUGAGCCACAACGCACAAACCUCAUCAUCAAUCUCGCAAGAUCGAGAGACUAAAAUUGAUCAUCGUGAUGAUGAAGAAGAUAAUGCACCAACUCCAUUUAUGCUCGGAGAUGUUUCAAUGAAUCGAGUGAGUGAUGUUCCAGAAGAUGUUUUAAUUCUGAUAUUUUCCUACCUUGAUUGGAAGGAUAUUAUUUUGAAUAUAUCAUUGGUGAAUACUACUUUUUAUAAUUGUCAUAGAAAUGAUGCAAUUUGGAAGAAAUUUAUUAAAUAUCCAAAUAAUAUAAACAACGAAAAUGAUGACAAGUCUUAUUUAGAAAUUCCAUCAAUUGCCAAGAGUAUUAUUAGACGAAGGGUAAAAGAACGCACCGGUUCGACAAGUUUAUUGGAAAUAUUUAAAUAUGAAUAUUUAGUUCUCUACAAGGGAUGGUAUAAUUUUAGAGGUUAUAGAGCUCUCGAUUCUAAGGAAGACUACAGCAUUGGAUCAAACCCUUUUGAAUGCGAUUUUAUGACAAAUUAUAUUGACACAAUCAAGACGCUCGAUGAGAAAUCUGAAAUUGUAAAUCCAAACUUUGGUUACAAUAAUUUCAUAUUCCAACGAUCUACUGUGAAUCCUAACAAGUUGCAUAUGGCGACAUGCUCUCAUGUUGUAAAAUUUUAUAAUGUUCACUUGAAUAGUGAGGCAAUAUUUGGUGACGAUGCAGAUGUUGUUUCUAAAUUUGAAUAUGUACACGAAUGGAAAGAAACUUACGAACAGAGAGGCCUUCUUUGGUUUAUUGAAACACAACACCAUCGAAUUCCACAUCUUGCGCUAACAGGAGGUACAUCGGACUCUAUAUUUUACACGAAUUAUUAUCCUGAGAAUAAUGCAGAAGAUGUCAUUAAAAAUUCACGAUGUAUUCCACACAAGCAUAGAAAUGGUAUUUGGAGUGUGAAAAUCAUCAAUGACAAACAUUUUGUGACUGCAGGUGCGGAUGGAAUUGCAAAAAUAUUUGAUGUGAAUACUGAAUCAGAAGUUCAAAGCAUAUUAUGUGAUAAGAAUGGAGCUUCAACUCAUAGAAGCGCCAUCUAUGACAUUGAUUGCAAUCCGCAUGCAAAAUUUGUGGACAUUUUCAUGACUGCAUCUGCUGACAAAUAUGUGAAAAUAUUUGAUGCUAGAUCGUCAUCUUUAAUUGGUUCAGUUUAUACGGAUGCAUAUCUAUACGAGAUCAACGCCCAAUGUUUCGACCCUUCUUCAGGCCAGUACUCUAUUUUAACAGGAACAGAUCGAGGUUUUGUUCAAAUGAUUGAUUUCAGAAAAGUUUCAACAUCAUCCCCUGUGACUGAAGGCAAAGCAGAUCCAUCAGUUAUUUACGAUAUGGAUAUAUUCCGAUUGGGAGCCAUUCGAGGAUUGAUGUGGGAUGGACAAAAGAUUGUUUGUGGUUCCAAGUUGGGAAUUGUAAUAAUGACCACUGAUAGUAAGGCACAAGCAAUGACUAGUGACGCCUUGUCGCAAGCUCCAAAAAUUGACCAAUUUAUUAGGCCAGAAGUUAUGACUGGAAAUGAUAGCACUCCUUGUCCGUGGAGGGUUGUUAAUUUUAUGCCCUACAGUGGUAUCAUGAGUUUAGAGAUGGAUGAUGAAAUACUAGCUGGAGUAUCCUCGAAUGGAGAUGUAUUAAUUGGUCACUGUCCUCAAACACACAUUCCUUUUAGCCGUAGAAACAACUUUUCCAACAACAAAAAAUCCACUCUUAAAGAAUGCCUUGUACAAUAA